GCUGUGGGAAAAUAGUAGGUAUGUAAGUCGGCAAAUUGAGAGGAUAGGCUCAAGCCUAUCCACCGCCCUAGUGAAUGCAGGCAUUGGAAGCUUCAGUAAAUUAAUACAGACCAACCCUAGACAGUUAGAACUGAUUGUUAAUCGUCAUCCGCCCUUUGGAAACCAGAUCCAUGAUGCUGUUGCCCAUCUACCAAAGUACAAGGUGGAAGUAUUGCAGUCUAGCAAACAUGAAAGAUUCUCAGCUGAAAUUAGGGUUACAGUCUGCCUGGAAAACAGGGAACAGUUACUGCAGAAACAAACAACAAAUGGCUUUCAUUGCUCUUUGCUUCUCAUUGGUAAUGCAGAUGAUGAAAUCAUUUUGAAGAAGAAAAUAAUGGACACAACGUUACUAAACAGUAUUGUGUGGACUAGGACACUAACACUGCAACGAGCAAAUAAUGGUGAUGAUAUCACAGUCAAUUACAUUAGUCAAGAAUAUGUUGGCUUGGACGUACACCUGAAUCUUACCAUAAAAUACACAGAUCCCCGAUAUACAACUAAUUCCAAGCAAGGCAGCCAAUCACAGUCCAAACUGCAAGCCUUCAUGAAGUCUGUAAAACCUGUCGGAGGUAUCAGUGUUAAGUCGUCAAGGCCAGAGAGCUCAGAUGACAUAGAUUGGAGCCCUUCAGCCACACAAGGAAACACCCAGGAUGCCCGGAAGGCUUGCAAUCAUAAGUGUGUGAACAAGCGUGCCUGUGGACAUCCAUGUUGCAAGAAUGGUGUCGCUGUUAAACAAUCCUCCAAAUCAAGGCCAGAGAAGAGACAGCUGAUUAUGAGUGGUACAACACCAAAGAACCAGAAGACCAUGGAUGCCUUCCUCAGUCAGCUUCAUACAAGAGCUAAUUGUAUGCCGAUGGCACCACAGAUAAAAAGAACACGAGUGGAUACUGGUAAUCAUGAAGGUGCUCAGAAGAGUUUGAAAAAAUUCACUUUCAAGAGAAAGUCACAAAUUCCUCCCUUACACUCCGCUAAACUUAGUGCCUUACAAACAGGAGAUGAUGCACCAACACCAAACAUGCCAACCAUACAAUUAGACAAGACUGUGACUGCAACUAGUUGCAUCAGUGCAAUCCCUAAGCCUAGAGGAAUCCAAAAUGCUUUGCUUACUAACACAGAUACUCUUUUCACUGCAGGACUAGGACAGAGAGAUUUAGCCUCACAUGGCACUGGGCUAACUCCGACGAGUGUAUCCUUAUAUGGCACAGGACAAACAGAUGGCAGAAAUCUAGCUCCGAGAGGUGGCAGAGGUCUAGCCCAGACGGGUGGCAGAGGUCUAGCUCAAACAGUUGGCAGAGGUCUAGCUCAGACAGACAGCAGAGAUCUAACUCAGACAGACAGCAGAGAUCUAGCUCAGACAGAUGGCUUUGGAUUAGCUCAUACAGGAUUAGCUUUGACAAGUAGCACAGGAGGUGCAGGACUAGCUCAAGCAGGUGGCAGAGAACUAGUUCAGUCAGGUGGCACAAAAGCCAGUGGACUAGCGCAGAGAGUUGGCACAGAACUAGUUCAACCAUGUGUCACACAAGACACAGGACUAGUUCAGCCAGUUGGCACAGGGCUGUCUCAGCAAUGUGGAACAAGAGACACGUCAGGACUAAUUCAGCCAGGUGGCACAGGACUUUCUGACACGAGUGGCAGAGGACUAGUUCAGACAAGUGGUAUAGGACUAGCUCAGAAAGUUGUUGCCUCACAUGGUGCAGGAUGCUAUAAUACACCUGCAAGGCGAUACGGCAGUACAUCAGGUUGUCCAGCCACACCAGCCAGAGGAUGGGAACACUUAGAUGUGUAUCAACUAAACAGAAGCAAACUUCCAUAUUCGCUGACCUGUGAAUCUGACAACGAAGACCUUUUUGAUGAUCUUCCGGAUGUUGAAGGAAUAAGUAAUCUUGUUACCUCUAAACAGACCUACAACCCACCAAAAGCACAGAGGCGUUUGAUACUAGAUGUUGAGGAAAACAAACAAAUAUUAACGCCAAGUGAAAAGGUGCUUCCAACUGGACCAACAGCUCAGGAACGGCUGCUUCAGUCUGGUAAUAUCUUCAGAAAUACAAGUUUUAAGGAUUCUUCAUGGUCUUUUAGCAGACAAACAAAUACUACUGAAGAGAUUAAGACUGCUGCACAUGAUGACAUUCAAGUGAUAGAGCAGCCUACGGAUAUCUUUAACCUUUCUUACUCUGAUGAGGAUUUUUAUGCUUCUGAAGGAUCUUGUUGUGGCAUGGCAGAUGGCCUUGUGGCAGAGAGAGAGCUUUCUGAAGUGCCUAACAUCCAGCUACCAAUUGCUGCAGUAGGUUGUGUGACCAGAACAUGUGAUAGUGUUAAUAUGCCAGAGGAACUGCCAAUCAUUUUGAGUUCAUCCUCUUCAGAUGAGGAUGUAUAUAAUUUUGAAGGAUCACCUGCAUUAGCAGGUGCUUCUGGUGUGGCAGGGAAUGAGCUUCCUUUUGAACAAAAGAUGGAAAGUACCACCUUUUGUCGACACAUAGAUGAGAAUUUUAGCCCUGAGGUUGGUGCUGGGGAUGCAACACAACUGUCACCAGAUUUUGUUUUCCAUCAUCAGCAACAAAAAAGCAAGAUUAAAAUAGGGAAUGAUGCUGAUGAUGCUAAACACUCACCUGUUCACCAAAUCUCACUGAUGUCAUUCUUUAAUAAAAGUAAUUCCUUCCCUGAGGUUGGUGCUGGGGAUGCAAAACAAUUGUCCCCAGAUUUUGUUUUCCAUCAUCAGCAACAAAAAAGCAAGAUGAAAAUAGGGAAUGAUGCUGAUGAUGCUAAACACUCACCUGUUCACCAAAUCUCACUGAUGUCAUUCUUUAAUAAAAGUAAUUCCUUGAAUUCCAGAAAAAUCAGUGAAGCUGGCAACGAAUUCAACAGUAUCUUUGAUGAUAUCUUCUAAAUUCCAGACACUUCUGGUUUCAAAGUUUUUGUUUGGUUGAUAAAAAACACCACAUGAUAAUCAGGAAAGCACUAUACAGAUGCUGCAUAGAUGUCACACAGUUUAGAUGUUUCAAAACCUGUCCAGACUUUCAAAUUUAAUUUAACAAAAACAUGCGAUAUGCCUAAAUAUUUUUAUGAUGAUAUCACAUCAUCACCAUAUAGGCACAUGGGCAUACAACUGUUUGUUUUUUUUUAAGUCAGGCUC
Messenger RNA from Anneissia japonica, 3169 nucleotides. RefSeq lists its product as uncharacterized. The coding region runs from base 374 to 2923 and encodes 849 amino acids. The record is from RefSeq and is a predicted model, not a curated record. Lineage: Eukaryota; Metazoa; Echinodermata; Crinoidea; Comatulida; Comatulidae. The transcript has 14 exons.